UUUACAAACAAGCAAAAUGGCCACAACACAGGCCCCAGAGCAGUCCCCAACGGACCUUACGCCGCAGCUCAAACCACAGGAGAUAUCAUUUCCGCUGCCCAAGGCACUCCACACCACCGCACACGUCCAUCUCACCUUCCUGGAGACCUGCGCGAUGGUUUUCCUCUCCACGACCACCCCAGGGGACUCGGCUGGCUCCGUAGCCUCGAUGGGUAGUUUCGUGUAUGCGAUGCCGGAUCGCACCAAUCCGCGCGCGGCGAUUUCCACCACCAUCUAUACCGCGGCCUCGGUGGAAUACACGACGCGGAUCGCUAAGAUCCUGGCUCGUCGUAUGGGGGUCCCUGUGUAUGUGGGGUGUAGCAUCGAUGCCACCGCCCUCGAAUUGACGGUUGAAGAGGAGAUGGAGGGGCUGGUGAAGAUUGUAGAGACGGUUAUGGAGAGAUGGGGAAAGCGGUAGCAGUUAACUAGAUAGGUAGUGUGCUUCUUUAGGCUGUGGUACUGAUUGGAUUUCUAUGACUGUGAUACGCAUUGAGUUAGCUGCAUACAAGACAA
This is a messenger RNA of Aspergillus candidus, 552 nucleotides long. RefSeq names its product proteasome assembly chaperone 4 family protein. The transcript has 2 exons. The coding region runs from base 17 to 457 and encodes 146 amino acids. The record is from RefSeq and is a predicted model, not a curated record. NCBI's taxonomy places the organism in Eukaryota, Fungi, Ascomycota, Eurotiomycetes, Eurotiales, Aspergillaceae. Gene Ontology annotation, biological process: proteasome assembly.